This is a messenger RNA of Fundulus heteroclitus (mummichog), 3879 nucleotides long. Its product is annotated as RAS guanyl-releasing protein 2. The transcript is spliced from 17 exons. Gene Ontology annotation, biological process: Ras protein signal transduction; positive regulation of GTPase activity. The coding region runs from base 519 to 2315 and encodes 598 amino acids. NCBI's taxonomy places the organism in Eukaryota, Metazoa, Chordata, Actinopteri, Cyprinodontiformes, Fundulidae. The record is from RefSeq and is a predicted model, not a curated record. Gene Ontology annotation, molecular function: guanyl-nucleotide exchange factor activity; calcium ion binding. Gene Ontology annotation, cellular component: plasma membrane.
UGUGGCUCCGCACUGCGAUCUGUCGCCCCGCGCAGCUGGAAGGCGCUCCAGCUGCGCGCCCAUGGCCGGGCGGCUCAGCUGCACGCCAACACACACCCACAGAGAGUCGCCUCCGAGCGCGUCAGCGUCACGGCACUUUGUAUAGCCUUAAAACACACACACUCACACACACGCACGCAUCUUGGUGGGGGGAGACAAUUGUUAGAAAGAACCAGCCGCAUGGCCCGACCGGGGUACAACAAGUAGGCUACCAAACUCUGAGGAGCGACUCGAGCGGAAAUCGUCUUGUGCGCGAGUUCUUGUGCAUUCCGGUGUGUUGCCGCCGCCUCCGAACGCAGAGUCCCUGCGCGGAGCUCCCGCUUGGCCGAGCCGCGCUGCUCAUCCCACAGCUCAGCCCACCACUGAUCCCACCGCAGCCUCUCCUCUUCGGGCAUGGGACCCUGCCAACUCUGAAGUGAGCGCCACACGAUCCCAAACACACUGGAGGAAGUGAAGUCAACACAGAGACGCAGGGAAGCAUGGAGCCCGUUUUAUCCGAGCAGUCGGCCACGGUGGACGAGCUGGUGGAGGCGUGCAUCCAGGCCUUUGAUGAGAACGGCACUUUGAAGGAUUCCUCCUUGGUCCGCAUGUUCCUGAUGAUGCAUCCCUGGUACAUCCCUUCCACUGACAUGGCUAAGAAGCUCGUGCUGAAAUCUCAGGAGGAGAGCUGUACUGAGGAACGUCGGACAAGAAUAUGCCACCUUGUCAAGUACUGGAUUUCUGAGUUCCCCGCUGAGUUCAAUCUGAACCCCGAGCUGGAGGAGCAGAUGAAAGACUUUAAAGACCUGCUGACCACUGAAGGCAACGAGAGGCAGAGUCAGCUCAUCGACCUGGACAGUGUGCCCUCGUAUAAAUGGAAACGGCAGGUGACUCAGCGUGUCCCAUCUGUGUCUAAAAAGAGGAAAAUGUCCCUGCUGUUCGACCACCUUGAUUCAUCCGAACUGGCAGAGCACCUGACCUUCCUGGAGUACAAAUCCUUCUGCAAGAUCCUGUUCCAGGACUACCACAGCUUCGUGAUGCACGGCUGCACGGUGGACAACCCCAUCCUGGAGCGCUUCAUCACGCUCUUUAACAGCGUCUCCCAGUGGAUCCAGCUUAUGGUGCUCAGCAAGCCCACCGCCCCGCAGAGAGCCGCCGUCGUAUCCCAUUUCAUCAGAGUGGCGCAGAAGCUGCUUCAGCUGCAGAACUUCAACACCCUGAUGGCGGUGGUGGGCGGCCUCAGCAACAGCUCCAUUUCCCGUCUCAAAGACACCCAGAGUCACAUCAGCGCAGAGACCAACAAGGUCUUUAACAGCCUCAUCGAACUGGUGACGUCAUGCGGAAAUUACAGCCAGUACCGCAAGCGCUUCUCCGAGUGCUCGGGCUUCCGAUUCCCCAUCCUGGGCGUGCACCUGAAGGACCUAAUAGCCGUGCACGUGGCGCUGCCCGACUGGGUCGACAAGGAGAAGACGCGGGUGAACCUGGCCAAAACCCAGCAGCUCUACGCCAUCCUCCAGGAGCUGGCCCUGAUCCAGACAACGCCGCCGAGCGUCGACUCCAACACCGACCUGCUCAACCUGCUCACAGUAUCGCUGGACCAGUACCACACUGAGGAGGAGAUCUACCAGAUGUCUCUACAGAGAGAACCACGCAAACCAGCUCAGAACUCCAGCCCUGCCCCUGCGCCUGAACCUAAGCCCUCUAUGAUUGAUGAGUGGGCCGUGUCCGUGAAGCCCAACGCUGACCCGACGAUCAUUAAGAACCACAUAGAGAAGAUGGUGGAGAGCGUCUUCAAGAAUUUUGACACGGAUGGCGACGGCCACAUCUCCAGGGAUGAGUUUGAAGCAAUCAGGAACAAUUUCCCUUACCUGAGCAAGUUUGGAGAGCUGGACAAGAACCAAGACGGGAAGAUCAGCAGGGAUGAGAUGAUCGACUACUUCAUGAAAGCCAGUUCUCUGCUAAACUGCAAGAUGGGCUUCAUCCACACCUUCACAGAGGCCACCUAUGUGAAGCCCACAUUCUGCGAGCACUGCGCUGGCUUUAUAUGGGGCUUUUACAAACAAGGCUACAAGUGUAAAGCCUGCGGGGUGAACUGUCAUAAGGCCUGCCGAAGCCGCCUGGCCGUCGAGUGCAGGAAGAGGACGAAGAGCAUCAGCCACGAGACUCCACCAGCCCUCCAGGCCAGAUCCUACAGCUUCCCACCACCUGCCAAUACUCCUCCCAGCCUGCAGAACACAGUCAUAGCUGAAGAGGACCUAGAGACGGUGGAGGAGGGAGUUUUUGAUGUCCAUCUAUAACUAGGAGCCUUUAACUGAAGGGUGGCUUCUCCGAAACAGGCCAGUGACAGUCCUCAGCUCUCUCCAUCCCCACAUCCCUGCUGUAGGCGUCGUGCAUGAAGCCAAAUCAGAGAGCCGAGCCAGGCGGGGGGAGCGGACCACAGUUAGUUGUACAACCCUCGGCACUGAGGGGAACCGGCACCGAACACCAGCCAGGAAAACCGACACGCUGCCACACGGUGGACUCAUCCUGGAACAGCACUCCUCUCCAUCUAAAUAGAUGGUGGUGUUCAACAUGCGUGGAACGUGUGUAUUGAUUCAGUGUGCAGAGAGUAUUAAUGUAUAGAACUAUUGUAUUGUUUUUUUUCUUUUAAGUAAUCCAUUAAAUUGUAUUUUCUCAGUGGAACUUUUAAAAUCGGUCUAGUUUCUGCAUUUCGAGGUGGACCUCUGCUCAUCUUCAGAACAUUAAAGAGGUGCUGUUAUUGCCAAGAAUGUAAAGCUGCCACCCAGACUAAGCUAUUGUCUCCUUUUUAUCUGAGAUGCUGUGUUUUUGUUUUUCUUUUAUGUUGUUUUUGAAGUAUGUGUUUGAGUGGAGCCAAAACAAGGACCAAUUUGGAUGUCAGAUGAUAUGCCGUUGCUUUGUGGUUGCCGUCUGAAGUGUGGUGACAAAAGCAUCUGCUCUGCAGACAAAAGAAACGGCAGAAAUAAGUGUGCAGACACCUGUAAUUAGAGUGAGACGAGACGCUGAACGGUGCUGUAUUUUUGUCGUGUUACCCUCGGUAUCCGUGGCUGUCCUGUUGUUAACGCCGUGCUGUUUUCAGUACACAGUGCUGUGAAGCUAGCUGAGAUGGAGAAAUCCUGCUGUCAGAUGAAGAAUCCGUCUUCCCCGGCAAACCCGUCGACAGCACAGAGCUGGAGACCGGCUUACGUCCCACUGAUUCCCCCCGUCGGUGUCUGAGCGAGCGCCGAUGUUUUCAGCCUGCCAGUUUUUAAGGAAUCAAAAGGAGGGAAUUGAAACCGAAGUGGCCUAAUGAGGCUUUUUUUUAUUUGACAGCAGCCUGUAGAAAAAUAUUCCUGAGAAUCUGUUUUAAUGCAACUUGGAUUUUGCCCUUUUUGUAUGCUGCAUGCUGCCUCCAAACAUUUCUGCGGAGUAGAGGUUUCAUCAUUUCUAACGUGGCACGUUAAAGUUACGGCACAGCUACUGACAAAACGCUUCAGCCUCUCUGUGCCUGUGGAGAGAUGAAUUCAGACCUGGAGCCGCGUCCCGCUAACGGCUGACUUGUCGUUGGAUGACACUCCUUGUACAUUUUUGCUUUUGUUGCAUGAAUAGCUGAAGAAAAGCUGGUCCUUCAGUUGUGAUCCUCACCUAAUGACGUGUUGUGUUUCAGAACUGUGCUGUUUAUGCUGUUUUCCCGCGGCUUCAGAACGAUUUCUCAGUAUUAAGUGCGGCUGGCAUCUUUCAGAUAACUGUUGUUGUGAAAAUGUUUGUGAUUAAUAAGAAUGAUAAUGGAAAACAUGGCGGUUUGUGUUGUUUUUAAGACCUGCCAGAUCAGCUGUUCCAACUCUUCUUAAAUUUCUGUUUGCA